AUGGCACCUUGUCGUCAAUUGCUUAUGUGGUCAGUGCCAUCAAUAGCUGUCUUGUUAGGAAUCUUUUGGUUCAAGAAAAAGAGAGAAUAUGCAAAAUCUGACCCAGGUGGAAGAGAAAGAAUAAAAAGUCUUCAAGAAGAACUAGCAGAGGCAUUGAGUGCUGAAGCUGAAAUUAGAAGAUUAUCUCCCCUGGGAAAGGCUGACCGUUCCCUCAUAAAAUCAGCUCCUAUUGAUAUUAUUCCUAAUGGUACUGGCUCACAAAGAUCUUCUCUUGAAUUAACAGAUGAAGAAGUUGAUUUGGAGAUUGAAAAGAUUAUAAGAAAAAAGUCACUUGACAAAGAAAAGAAAAUGUCUGUAGGUAGUGAUAACUAUAUGGAAAGUGUAAAGGUGAAGGAGAAUCCUUGUGUUAUAAAGGAAGUACAGUGUGAUAUAUACUCAUCUUUCAGAAUAGAUAUGACUUGUGAAAGCAGAGAAAACUUGUGUUCUACCAAAAUUAAUGAAGAUUGUGGAACCUCAAUUGCAAUGGAAAAUGACCAUGAUGAAGUAUCUGUCAUCAAUUCUCAGGUGAAUACACCUAAACUUGAAGUCUUCCCAUCUCAAAGCAAUCUAUCUGAAAAUACAACAGAUAAUAAAUCUGAAGAUUUAACUGCAACCAACAAUGAAACUGAAGAAUCUAGAAGUAGAGAGGAACAAAUGGAUGUACAAGAUACAUAUUCAGACUCACAGCCAAGAAGAAUUUCUGAAAGAGAUUCAGCCAAUCAUAGUCCGGUAGACCCCAUGCUGGCAAGCCCAUCCAUGUGUCACUUUUCAGAUGAUCAUAGUGAGGGUUCUAGUGACAGUGGUAAAGGAUGUUCAGAGGCUGCUAGCCCUCCUCCAACUAACAUGAAUAUUAUACCUUCUGAGGCUGGUUUGAGAAUACACCAAUUCUUAAUACCUACAUCAUUAGUGGGACUUUUAAUAGGAAAAUGUGGUUCAUUUGUGACAUGCAUCAAAGCAAAAACUGGUGCAACAGUAUAUGUAAGGAGACAUCCAGAAUUAUCUAAACAGAAAAUUUGUGCCAUUGAGGGUACUCAAAGUGAAAUUGAAGCAGCAUUAGAAAUGAUUAAAGAUAAAUUCCCUGAAAAGAGAUUCCCAAACUUUACCACACAGGAGAUCAGUGCGGAAUUAUAUCAACGAUUGGCACCCUUAGUACCAGAGUACCUUCAAUUGCAGCUAGUGGAGUCCGUGAACAACGACACCAUCCUCACGUGUCUCGUAAGCGCGGGUCACUUCUUCCUGCAGCAGCCGCUUCACCCCACUUUCCCCUCGCUGCACGUGCUGCAUCGCCUCAUGGUCGACACCUACCAGAACCCGGACGUACCGACAUUGCCGCGCCCGGUGAAAGAGGGUUCAAUUUGUGCGGCACCGACUGAAAACAACUGGUACCGCGCACAAGUCUUGUCGACGUCUGAAGAAACCGAGACGUCUGUGGUGAAGUUAGUCGAUUACGGCGGUUACCUUACCGUCGAUAACGACCAGCUGAAACAGAUCCGCUCAGACUUCAUGACGGUGCCUUUCCAGGCCACUGAGGCUCUCCUUGCGUUCGUCAAACCCGCGAAUAAUGAGCCAGAUUGGAGUAGCGAGGCACUCCGCAUAAUGGCGGGUCUGACGGCGGGACAGAUGUUACACGCGCAGGUCGCUGGUUACGACGAGACUGGACUGCCCUUAGUACAUCUUUACCUUACCCUCAACCCACAGCAAGUGAUAUACCUGAACCGUGAGCUGGUGGAGCGCGGGCUGGCAGAGUGGGAAGCGCCGGCCGAUUCGUGA
This is a messenger RNA of Pieris macdunnoughi, 1809 nucleotides long. NCBI's taxonomy places the organism in Eukaryota, Metazoa, Arthropoda, Insecta, Lepidoptera, Pieridae. The record is from the annotation of a GenBank genome assembly.